This is a messenger RNA of Plutella xylostella (diamondback moth), 1453 nucleotides long. RefSeq lists its product as uncharacterized. Gene Ontology annotation, molecular function: metal ion binding. NCBI's taxonomy places the organism in Eukaryota, Metazoa, Arthropoda, Insecta, Lepidoptera, Plutellidae. The record is from RefSeq and is a predicted model, not a curated record.
ACAAAAUAAAGUAUAAACCUAACCUUUGUUUGUAACCUUUCCUUUCGUUUGUUAUUGUUUUUGAAAAAAUAUUUUCGUUUUGUAUCAAAAUAUAAAUUCCACUUAGUUCCCUAAUCUGUGCUUAGUGUGUGAAACAAUUUAUUACAAAUUUACCCACUACUACUAUCGAAUUACUUAGACGUGAACACAACGAGACUAGAAGACCUAGAAGUGCAUAGGAUAAUUAUUUUUAUAAGUAGUAAAGUACGAAAUGGUUGUUUGCAAGUUUUUUCAACAAGGCUCCUGCCGCUAUGGCCAAAGUUGUAGAUUUGAGCAUGUGUAUAGUUCAAAAUAUUCGUAUCAAGCGGGCGCGGGCGGGGGCGCGGGCGGCGCGGAGGCGGUGUCGGACGAGCAGCUGGCGGCGCAGGCGGCGGCGGACGCGCGCGCGGCGCUGCGCGGCGGUCAGUGGCUGCUCUCCGCCUACGCCCCCUUCAAGGAGAAGGCGAACCUGCCGGGCCUGCGCGACGUGUCCCCCGAGGAGGCGCGCCUCGCCGUCUACGAGGCGCGGGCCAACAACACACUCAACCAAACUAUUACUCAAUUCAAUAAUCUACUUCAGGAAGCUAAAUCUAAACAUGAACAACUUCUUCAACCAAGCCCCAGUUUAGUGAGCACCCUGCGCAGUCUGUACCGGGGGGAGCCCGUCGCGGCGCCAUUCGCCAAUACACAAAAUAAUUCUACAGCUUCAUCUUUAUUCAGGAGCGCAGCACAAAGUAAUUCAGUAUUUGGACAAAGCAGUGCAUCAGCAUUUGCAACACCCACUGAGAAUGUGGCAGCCAAAUCAAUAUUUGCACAAGCUAACCAGAAUGUUUUUGGAGGCACCCAACAGCAAUCGAACCCUAGCAGCAUUUUCGCCAGUGCAUCUCAACAGUUAUUUGGGCCACCAGCACCGACCCCCACCUUCGGCCAACAGAACCCUUCAUUUGGAGCUGCCCAGUCGGCAAAUGUCUUUCAAAAACAAGAAGCACCUAGUCAAUCUGUGUUUGGACAAAACAAUAGUGUAUUUAAUCAACAAAAUAGUAAUAAUACAUUUGCCCAAAAUCCCAGUAAUGUGUUUGCGCAAGCCAAUGCAAACAGCUUCUUUGGCCAGCAGCCUCCUGCAGCGGCGCCGAGUGUGUUUGGUUCAGCCGCGGCGGGGGCGGCGGCGGGGGCGGGGGGGGCGGCGGGCGCGUACUCGGCGGCGGACGAGCUGGCGGCGGAGGAGCUGGCGUCGUUCAGCGCCGCCGAGUUCACUCUGGGGCUCAUCCCAGAGCGCGCGCCGCCGCGGGAGCUGUGUGUGUGACCAGCUGACGGGCGGGACAACUAGCGUACACAACAAGGAUUCAAGGACCCAAAUUACAAGCCUCUGACAUUACGAGUCACUUUGUGACUGAGGUGGAGGAAGUAAAUAAAUAACACAGAUGUACAAAUACAA